CCUGCGCGAGACUCUCUCCCUUCAUUAUAACCGUUGGUCAAAUCUGAGGCACCCGCCCCCUGUUAUCCAGUCUUGUGUGCGCCACCAUUGGCCAGCGCGCAUAGGGUUGUAUAGAUGCCAUUGGUCAAUUUUCCGGGCACGCGGACAGUGGUGGAUCCUUGUAACGUGAGCGCGUGCUUGAAGAAAACCGCAGGGCUGGAGUAAAUGAACAUCAUUUCAGCACCGACACACAAGGAGAGCGAGAGUAUAAACGAUUAGGAAUUGGAGAUACGUUAACGAUAGAUUACUUAUAUAUAUUUUAAACUUUGUCCCUUGGAUAAAUAUAUUACUACCGAUCUCAUGGUCAUAGCUGGAAUUUAAAGCGAAUUCGGCAAACCCAGUUUGCCCUGCUUCAGGGCAGCAAGCUGAUAGCGAGGGUCGGACUGGACACAACACAGUACCUGAGUGACCCGAAACAAAAUCCCAUUUUUCGGAUCUUUUCAGGUUUGAGAUUGGCCGGUUAAUUUUUGUCUUCAGCGGGAUCCCGGUUCGGACUGAUCGGGAAUAACGGGACCGAAAUAGAUUAAUCAUCUUCUGAAUCGACUGUUCCCCUUUUGAACAAUCUAUCCAUUCCCCGAGAACAUAUUUCUUUCAGAUCCAUUCUGUUGUUUCUGCUCAGCAGGACCUCUGUCAGGUUGCUGAAUGUAAUCCGAGUCUCGUUUGUUAUUGACUCAUUCCCGACGCUCCCCGCUCCUGGAUCCCGCGCUCUCGCUCGUUCUCAAGCGUCUCUCUUAGUUUAUUUCUUGUUGCAAUUUUACUGGUAAAGUGUAACCAUGUGCUCCCGUGUGUGGUUGGUGACGGAUCGGCGUAUCAGCGAGGAUUACCCCCAGGUCCGGAUCCUUCGUGCUCUGAAGCAGCGAUGCGCCGAGGAAGAGGUGGAGUUCAGGGCUGUGCUCAUGGACCAGAUAGUUCUCACCAUCACUGGUGGACAACUAGGCCUGCGAGUGGACCAGGAAGUGCUGACCUCCUGCCCCCACGUGGCAGUCAUACGCGUGCCCACCCCCUGGGUCCAGUCAGACAGCGACAUCACCGUCCUGCGGCACCUGGAGAAGAUGGGCUGUCGCUUGGUCAACCGGCCUCAGGCCAUCCUCAACUGUAUCAACAAGUUCUGGACCCUCCAGGAGCUGGCUGGACAUGGGGUGCCUCUGCCAGACACCUUCUCCUAUGGGGGCCAUGAGAACUUUAGCAAGAUGAUUGAUGAGGCAGAGCCUCUGGGAUACCCCGUGGUGGUCAAGAACACUCGAGGUCACCGAGGGAAGGCAGUGUUCCUCGCCCAGGACAAGCACCACCUGACGGAUAUUUCCCACGUGAUCCGUCACGAGGCGCCCUACCUCUUCCAGAAGUACGUGAAGGAGUCCCACGGGAAGGACAUCCGCGUGGUGGUGGUGGGGGGGCGUCUGAUCGGCUCCAUGCUGCGCUGCUCCACUGACGGGAGGAUGCAGAGUAAUUGCUCUCUGGGUGGCGUGGGGAUGCUGUGCCCCCUUAGCGAGCAGGGCAAGCAGCUGGCAGUGCAGGUGUCCAACAUCCUGGGCAUGGACGUGUGCGGCAUCGACCUGCUGAUGAAGGACGACGGCUCGUUUGUGGUGUGUGAGGCCAACGCUAACGUGGGCUUCAUCGCUUUCGACCGCGCCUGCGACCUAGACGUAGGGGGCAUCAUCGCUGACUACACGCUCUCCUUGCUGCCCAGCCGCCUCACCCGCAAGAUGUCCCUGCUCUCCGUCGUGUCCAGCACCAGUGAGACCAGCAGCGAGCCCGAGGUGUGCCUGCCUGCCAGCGCCAUCCCAGAGGCUGUGUACGCCAUGAGUGCUGGCUCCACCUCCAGCGAGAGCGACCCUGAGCUGGCUCUGCCGGACACCCCCUUCAACAUGAACAGCAUCAGCAGCAGUGAGAUCAAGCUACUGACUGAGUGAGGCUACAGGCUCGCACACACUCACAGCACACACACACACGCACUCACACACACACACACACUCACGGCAUUGGCAGGCUGCUUCCCUUUACAACACUCAAGUAAUUCAGUACGAGACCACGGGGGAGUGGAUUCUUCAGAGGGUGCUCAAUACAGCUAUGCCAGAAUAAUAUGGCUGCAAGUUAAUUUUAUAUUUGAAAAUGGUUUAACCAGGAUAGCCCAUGAUUCAUAUUCAUGAAGUAUGGGUAUUGAAAGCUGGAUGAUACCUUGGUGCUUAUCCCUUGCUCUUGUUAGUCUCUUCCCAGUCACCAUCUCUAACCACAAAGCCUCAUGGUUUCAGUUUUUAUUUUUCAGCUCAGGAGAUCAGCAUAAAAACAAGGGCAGCUUACCUGCAGUGAAGGCUCAUGGGAGCGUGGGGUGUGGUUCUCCUGCAUUGUUACACCACAUCAGCAGUUUCAGUGCAGUCUGUUGAUGUUGACUAGUUAAAAUGUAGAUUUGGCAUUCAAAGUUGAUUACUCCUAUAUAUCUCUAUAUUACUCCUAACUAUAUAUUUCACAGGCAGGAUCAUAAGUAAGUGCAGAGAAUUUAGAGGACAGAUGCAUCGGGAAAUGUUAUUUUGUUGCAUUGCCACUUGAAAGUAGAAUGAUUCACACAGUUGGAUCAAUAGAAAGCAGUGUCUAAUUAACUGAAGAAUACUUACCUAAUAAGGAUGCCUGGCUUUGCUGAAGAAUGUUGGGGUUCAGUAGACCUGAUUUCUAUUGGUCCAAGCUGUAGUGGCAGUGUAACUCAUUACCUGGCAACCGCUGAAGCAACAGUAUUGAUCUGAGCAGCGUGAGUGCCACCUACAACUAGAGGCUUCCAGUCUGCCUCCCUCAUUCUCUUUGGUACCAUUCUUGUUCUAGUGUGCUUUGAAACCGAGGCAUGCCUGUUUAUUAAAUAAGGGUUCAUAUUGAUGGAACUCUGUGUCCACUGUUCCUAGGUUUUCAAACACCAGGGAGUUCAGGUUGAACUGUGUGAAACAGACCCAUAUAAGCUCUUAUUUAUAGAGCAGGCUAGGCAGGAGAGAGAGAGAGAGGCUCCACAGUUCUUUUAUCUGAGUGCUUUGGUUUCCUCUGCUCCCUCAGUUUCUGUUGUGGCCCCCUGUUGGUUAAUCACUGAACAAAGAACCAGUGUAAGGGUCCAGCAUUUAGAAAGCCUUCAUUAAAACAGUGAUCUUGGUGACUGUAAUACCAGCUGUAUGGAGUAAGCUCUUACUUUUUCAUUUUGUAUAAAAUGUUAGUGUUUUAGCAAUAUAUGUUUACUUUCUAAAAUUAAACAGCAAGAAAUUCUAGAAGUUACUGGACAAUGGAUAGUUUGACUUAGGUUAGGUCAUACUAACUAAGUACUGUAUGCACAUGUAUUUUAUAGCAAAUACGUUGUUUCCAGUUGAUACACACAUUUUUAAAUAAUCAUAUUUUUUAUGACUGGACUUCCCAUUGCUAAAUGUACCCAGGCAAGCACAAACAAACAGAUUGUUGUUUUAAGAGCAGCAAUGGGAAUAGAGGUCUGAAAGCAGCCAGUGCCCUGAAACACAACUCCGUUCCUUAUUGUCUGAUUGCAUUGAGUAGUGCAGUGGAUACAGCUGACAGGAGAGUCAGGAUGAUUCUGCACGAAAGGUUUGUGAAUGGAUGCUAAAACAAACAUACCAGCAGGCAGCCUUCCUUGGGCAUGUUCAACUCCAGUCCAUCACUUCCAUUCAUACCCACCACGGUGACUAAAUCAAAUAAGCGAAGCACCAACUGUUUUAAUUGCUUUUUAUAUUGUGUUUCUCAUUAUUAUUGAAAGAUUUUAAUGAAUUUUGAUGAGAAAAAAUCAAAUGAGAAAGAAAGGGACAUUUACAGAAAUGCUCCCAGACCUCGCCUAUUUUUUUUACAGAAUCUGGCUUUUUCCAAUGUGGUGCUUCUGUUUGAUUUUCUCUUGCCGUUUAGUUCACUCCAUUCGCAAUGGAGCAGCAUGACAUUCCCUGCUGUUCUGACAUGCCAAAGCAGCCCCUGUCACCUUGCAUUGCAUCACUUUAGGUCACUGCUGUGAAGGUCGUCUGUGGCAGUCACGCACACACAGAACAUUUCAAAGUGUGCAGGACAACACGUGCAAGAGUCGGACCAAGCAUGAGGAACAUCAGCUUUUUAAUAAAUAGGAUGUUACUUGUAAUACAAAUGGAAUCCCUGGUAAGUGAUCUGUAAUAUAGAAAAGCUGCAUCUCCCCACUGUAAUUUCAUUUCAGUCAUGAGAGGCAAGACAGCAGAUCUGAUAGACUGGUAUAGGGUCGAUAGUACACACUCAGUUGACAAGGUUUUCCAUAUCCAAGACUGCACUAGUUACUGAUACUUCAAUGGGAAAAGGAUCUUAAAAGAUUUGUUCAGGAGAGCAGACUUUGCUGCAGAUUUCCACCACCUGUGUAACUGCCCUGAAGGAACCGAGGAGAAAUGGUCACAUAUUCUCCAGAGCAGUUCAAACAUCUUGCAGGCUUGUCACAUGUUGACCCUAGACCACAUGGUCAGGUGUUUCAAAUGUUGUUUUCAGUCCCUGUACAUGCUAGUGAUUCUGCCCUCUCUUUGAGUACCUUCUCUUGAAUGGUCUCUAAAGCAGAUUAUAAGCCAUCUAUCCCUGCAGUGGGGCAAUGACAAUACAGAAUGUCAUUAAAAAAGAGAAUUUCCUUAACGUCCUGUGGAAAGAUGGUCUGGAUUACCACAUCAGGUGGGGCUUGCUUUCCCCCUGUAUUGAAAAGAAACCCCAUUGACAUUUCAAAUCACUUGUUUCUUGAAGUUCCCUGCCAUGUGUAGAUUUUGGCCUUGGCUAGGUCCAUUUGACCAUUUUAUCCAAGAUGUUUUCCACAAAGGGUAAGUAUGAUGGCACAUGAACAAGUUGAACUGGUUUAGCUUUAGUUCACUGUGAACAUUUGCUUUUGUCCUUCCACUAGUUAACAUUGUUAAUACUGCUGCUAGUUAUUUUAAAGAGUCAGGACCUGUCCUGGAUCCUACUAUAUCAUUCCAUUGAUUCCAUCCAGGGAAGCAGCCCGGAUCAGUAAUUCAUUACAUACGUAGCUAGGAAGAAACCGAAACGUCAAACCAACACUCCACAGUACCAAUGUUAACAUGUGCUCUUUUUUUUCUUUGCUUGUUUCAUACAGUUCAGUGUUUUUCAUUUUUUUAUUUAUUGUAUAUUUAAAAAAAAGAGGUUUGUGUGUACUGAUCAGCUUCAAAGAGUAAAGCGAGAAGUUUGCAUUUUGUGGAAUAUUUUACUAACUGUCAACAGACAUGUAAAGCACUUGCAAUAAACUGGAAUGAACGUUCCUACUGGA
Molecule: messenger RNA, 5287 nt
Organism: Polyodon spathula (Mississippi paddlefish)
Lineage: Eukaryota; Metazoa; Chordata; Actinopteri; Acipenseriformes; Polyodontidae
Product: beta-citrylglutamate synthase B-like
Exons: 5
Coding region: 813-1949 (378 amino acids)
Biological process (GO): protein modification process
Cellular component (GO): cytoplasm
Molecular function (GO): ligase activity, forming carbon-nitrogen bonds; ATP binding; metal ion binding
Source: RefSeq, a predicted model, not a curated record